GGGAAUUGUAGUUUUCCGAGCCACUUUCUCUUUUUUCAGUCAGGGGAGGCCGAAAAUGGCGUUCGUGCUGCCAAAGAGGGCGGGGGUGUCGCUGAAGCAGGUGAAGAGCGUCCUCGUCCGCUUCUGCCCCUUCGAGGCCAAUGUGGAGAGCACCAGAAAUUUCCUUCAGUGCCUGCAUGUAAAGAAAGCAUACACAUCUAAUGUCAACUGUGAUGUGAAAACAGACAUAAAACACGAUGGAUCAGAACCAGUAAUUGACGUCACAUUUGCUGACGGUGACAGACUGAUUAUGAAAGGAGCCAACCUAACAACCCGAGAAAUGUUGCAGGCAUUCAACUCUCGAUGUACUGCUAAGGAACUUGUGUUACAAGAGAAGUCCCAAAAGAAAGCUAACAAAUGAAUAGUUAGGAGGCAUAACACCAAUACAUGGAAACUGUUUUGUAACUUCCUCUUUCUGGAUGAUGGAAAGGACUUUGCCAAUGACUGAAGGAAACUUGGGGUGAAUAAAGACAGAAGCUAGAAAGGUCUGACUCAUAACACCAUGAUUUCUUUGAAAUGUUGGUUAAAGCUAAAAUGAAUGUAGUUAUUGUUCAAACAUCUGAUACUGGUUUCAGGUGGGGAAAGAGCCCAGCGAGUUGAUUAACUCUUUUGUGCUCACAAAUGUUAAGAGUUUAUUAAUUUAGGCUACAGAUGAAAGCCUAAUAGAAAACUAGUUUAUUUCUACCAGAAUUUCACAAUGUCAUUAAAAAAACCCUCGGAUUAUAUGCUUUAGAACCAGUGGCCUUUGUUUGAUCUUGACAAAUUUAGUUUAAAGAUUACAACUGUAGCUAUCACAUGGUUUCAGUUUGUUGCUUUGUUAUGUAAGUGUUUGGUAACUUCUUUAUUUUGAGUACCCUUAAGAAAAUUAAUUUAAUCAAGGGCUCUGUCCUACAAUUAAAUCUGAUUGUCCCCAAAUAUGAGCAUUUGUUUGUUUAAUUGACCAUACAAGUUAAGCACCCCUUAUCCAAAAUUACAAAAUUUUCCAAAAUCCAAAAGUGACACCUUGAUUUUGUUUCAUGUUCAAUGUGCACACACUUUGUUUCAUGUACAAAAUUAUAAAAAAUGCUGUAUAAAAUGUGAUGUGACAGGGUUGGCAUAAGUCAGAGUUGCCUUGAAGGCACAUAACAAUAAAGUGCAAUAGUGGCAGCUUUAUUUUCUACUUUGUUUUCUAACAAUGCCCAGCUCUUCAUCAGAUGUAAGGGUAAGGAAAGUGUGGUUUGUGGGCAAUUCACAGUUCUUCAGGGGUCAUUUUGUGGCUCCAAGGCCCUGAUUAUUCUUUUUUUACCCUUCAGAGUUUAAGGAGCAAUUUUACUAUACUUUUAAGCCCUCCCCUUUAUUAUAGGCCCAGGAGGGUCCUUUUUUAUUCCCACAGGAGAUCUAAUUACUCUGUUUGUGGGGAAAAGGAAUCAAACAUUAAGGGUUUAUAUAAUAGGACAAAGCUAUGUAUUUUUUGAGCCAGACGUGAUGACCGAAACCCCGGCUUUCAAAUUAAUUUGAACCCGCAGCGGAGGGUUCCGCAGAUCCAUCACCAAAGGAACGGAACGGGACCGCAGCAGACUAUUAUUAAAAGAUUUUUUUUUCUUCUUCACUUUCCCCUUCCCUGAACUAUGUAACAAAUCCCCCAAUAAAAGUAGCAUUUAUUUUAA
This is a messenger RNA of Anolis carolinensis (green anole), 1685 nucleotides long. RefSeq names its product mitochondrial ribosomal protein L53 (gene mrpl53). The record is from RefSeq and is a predicted model, not a curated record. Bases 56 to 400 code for a protein of 114 amino acids. Gene Ontology annotation, cellular component: mitochondrial large ribosomal subunit. The transcript has 3 exons. Lineage: Eukaryota; Metazoa; Chordata; Lepidosauria; Squamata; Anolidae.